UAUGUCUUUUGUCUGUGGUCUGAGUUAGUGCUUGGUGUUGGUGUGUUCAUUUAUGUUUUGAUAUUUCGAUACAAUAUAAAUUUUAACUUACUAAAAGAAUGAAAGACGUGAUUGAUGUAAUGGCUCUACAAAGUAACAGACGUGAGCGACGGCUAGUGGACUACCGAGGCGGGCCUGGUCAUAGUUUAGCGACAAACUUCAUUUUCGAAUGCGGUAUCAAACUAGGCUUACAACCGGCUACCGUUGCUACGGCAGCGAUAUUCUACCACAAAUUCUUCAAAGAGGCUGACAAGAACGAUUAUGACUGCUACGUGAUUUGUACUUCUUGUCUAUGUGCAGCUGGAAAGUCACGAGAUGAGCCAGUGCGGUUACGAGACGCAGUUAAUGUAGCUCACAAUUCUAUUAACCGUGGAGCUGGUCCUUUGGAACUGGGCGAAGAGUAUUGGUCUUGGAGAGGUGCUGUGGCUCAAGCGGAACUGCUUGUACUGCGUUUACUUGGGUUUAACUUAGAUGCGCCUUCACCUCAUAGAUAUUUGCUGCACUAUUUACGAUCACUUCAAGAAUGGUUCCCCGCUUCACAGUGGCGAUCUGCACCGAUAGCUCGAACUGCCAUGGGUUUUUUACAAGAUUUCCAUCAUUCUUCAUCUAUACUUGAGUACAGAGCACCUCAUAUUGCAGUUGCUUGCCUAACCUUGGCUUUACAUGUACUUGGCGUGUCAGUACCGUUGGCAGCAACAUUAGAUGAUGAUGCAGCAUGGUAUUCUGUUUUCACAAAGGAUUUACAAAAGGAGAAGAACUGGGAAAUAAUGGAGAAAAUAAUGCAAGUUUAUAGUAAAGAGCCAGAACCAAUAUAAUUAAAAAGUAAUAUUUUAAGUUCUGACCUAGCUGAUAAGAUAAAUACUGUUCAAAUAAAGUUUUUUGCCAAACAAA
Pararge aegeria (speckled wood butterfly) is the source of this 930-nucleotide messenger RNA. RefSeq names its product cyclin-Q (gene koko). Gene Ontology annotation, cellular component: nucleus. NCBI's taxonomy places the organism in Eukaryota, Metazoa, Arthropoda, Insecta, Lepidoptera, Nymphalidae. Gene Ontology annotation, biological process: regulation of transcription by RNA polymerase II. Bases 99 to 854 code for a protein of 251 amino acids. The record is from RefSeq and is a predicted model, not a curated record. Gene Ontology annotation, molecular function: cyclin-dependent protein serine/threonine kinase regulator activity. The transcript has 2 exons.